AUGCCAGGCUUUUCGCCCGAGCAGACCGACUCGAUAACGGCAACAUGGAAGAAACGCAAGUGGGACCAUGAGGAGUCAAGGACUCUACCACGUCCAACAACAUGUAUCCCAUCCUGCCGAGUUGACAGGCCUGAAUACGACAGCAGCUGCUCACUGCCUUUCUCCCGACACCCAGACGGAGCAGACAUAUCUUUCCGACCACGCUGCCUCCCUCGCAAGCGCCGACAUGUCCAAGGCCCUUAUAUUACACUACCACCCCAUCAACAUCAACUCCAACACCAACAAUCCCCAACCCAUCUCUCCCCAAACGUCUACGGCACCCCAAACCAAGACCCAUACUCACCCCCGGUCUCCCCGAAGACCCUCGUCCCACUUCACCACCCAACCCAACAAUCCGCCUCCCCCUCGGCCCUCCGGCCCUGCCAUAUCUGCCACCGCCGCCCAACCACGCGCCAAGUCCUCGACGCCUAUGCAGACUGCGAUCUCUGCCACGAACGGGCAUGCUUCAUCUGUCUCCGACAAUGCGACAGUGCCUCCUGCGGCGGGACAUUCGGUCUGCCAGAAGAUCAAGGCAUGCACAUGCACAUGAGCCUAACCGACGACGCCAACUAUGAUACAAAUGAGGCGCCGAGGAGGAAAAUCUGCUCCGGCUGUGCUGUAGAGGAAGUCACCGAGACUGGGGCGGAGAUUGUCCGUUGUCUCGACUGCGUGCAUGGUGCGGGCUCUUGGGCUGCAGCUUCUAUUCCGUCUGGUUGGGCUUUAGAUGAUAUGCGGCAUGAGGAUAUGACCGGGUGA
Penicillium vulpinum is the source of this 795-nucleotide messenger RNA. RefSeq lists its product as uncharacterized. Bases 1 to 795 code for a protein of 264 amino acids. The record is from RefSeq and is a predicted model, not a curated record. NCBI's taxonomy places the organism in Eukaryota, Fungi, Ascomycota, Eurotiomycetes, Eurotiales, Aspergillaceae. The transcript is spliced from 2 exons.